UUACAAAAUUAAUAUUGGAGCACUAAUUAAGACACGGUGUCAAGUAACGGGCGUUAGCACCGACGAGGAAGGAGAUGGUAUAAAAUACACACUAACAACAUAAAUUGCAUAGUAUUCAUCACCAUCAUUCUCAGAAGUCACAAACAAACACACACAAGAGAGAGAAGGAGCAGUUACAAGUUUCUCUCGCCUGUCACGAGAACAAUGGAUAUCUGCAUGGAUAAAGAGCCAGAUGGUCUAGUGGUCUAUGCUAAUAGUGAUUCUUGUGAUCCAAACCAAGAAAAUGUUUCUGUACUGCCUCCCUUAGAUUCAGUAUCACGCGACGAAGCCAAUGGAAAUACAGAGCUUCUAUUAACAGAAGAGAACGUUGAAGUAAAAGAAUAUGAUGUUAAAGAGUGUACUAAUGAAAUUCCAGCUGCUAAGCCAUUGGAAGAUGGCAAUAUGGAGAUAGCUGCGUUGGGAAAGGAAGCUAAACGUGCGUUGAAAGCAGGUCGUUGGAUUAACAAAAAAAGGAAUACUGUUCCACAACCAUUUGCUUUAGCUACUGAGAAGCGUGCUUCAUCUACUACACGUUCGUUUACGGGUGAGUCUCAUGGAGUAGCAGCUGUUUCGAAAAUAUAUCCGGAUGGGUAUAGUAAAGUACAAAAUCAGGCCACAAAGGUACCUAGGAAACUCUUGCAGCCAAAAAACAAGAAGGUUUCUGAUGAGGAAGAUUCUUGCUCUGUUGCUUCUUAUGCCAAAUCAAGAACCAUUGUCACCGCAGCUCCUUCGUUUCGAUCCACUGAGCGUGCAGAGAAGAGGAAGGAGUUCUAUAUAAAACUGGAAGAGAAACACCAAGCCAUGGAGGCUGAGAAAACGCAGAGCGAAGCAAGGAACAAGGAGGAAAAUGAUGCAGCCUUGAGGCAACUAAGAAAGAGUUUGAUGUUCAAAGCAAACCCAAUGCCCAAAUUCUACCAUGAGGGGGCUCCUCCAAAGGUUGAACUUAAGAAGCCACCUCCAACACGAGCGAAGUCGCCAAAACUAGGGCGGAGGAACAGGAGGCGGCAUGAAACGCGAAAGACUCUAAUAGUGAUCUCUAAAGAAGACCCUGAUGAUGAAACUGCACACAAUGCUGACCAGAUAAACCGGUUUGUUACAGAGGAAGAAGUGAACCAAAACAGUCUUUUGGUGACAAGGAACUGAGAGUUAUGUUUCUGCUGUGAGAAUGUGUGGGAUGGCUUGUGUUUUUUUUAAUUUUUUUUUUUUUUUUCCGACGAUAAUUUUAUUGAUUUUCAU
Brassica oleracea var. oleracea is the source of this 1275-nucleotide messenger RNA. RefSeq lists its product as uncharacterized. The transcript is spliced from 6 exons. Lineage: Eukaryota; Viridiplantae; Streptophyta; Magnoliopsida; Brassicales; Brassicaceae. The record is from RefSeq and is a predicted model, not a curated record. The coding region runs from base 205 to 1182 and encodes 325 amino acids. Gene Ontology annotation, biological process: microtubule cytoskeleton organization. Gene Ontology annotation, molecular function: microtubule binding.